GCCUAAGGCCUAAACACCCAUUGGGGAUACAGGGGAAAGGGGGGAUGCCACACGGACUCUGGCGAGGGAACACGUGUGCAUGCAACAUGCACACAUUCUGGCUCCGCCUACGAGAUCCGCCGGGUGGUACCUCCACGUUCGACAGUCAGAGACCGUCUACCACCUACGGACAAUCACAACAUCCAUAGCCAAGAGAAAAAUUUCUCCUAGGACGGGA
Messenger RNA from Acanthoscelides obtectus, 217 nucleotides. Lineage: Eukaryota; Metazoa; Arthropoda; Insecta; Coleoptera; Chrysomelidae. The record is from the annotation of a GenBank genome assembly.